Messenger RNA from Drosophila persimilis, 1011 nucleotides. Its product is annotated as hydroxysteroid dehydrogenase-like protein 2. NCBI's taxonomy places the organism in Eukaryota, Metazoa, Arthropoda, Insecta, Diptera, Drosophilidae. The transcript is spliced from 4 exons. Gene Ontology annotation, cellular component: mitochondrion. The coding region runs from base 72 to 932 and encodes 286 amino acids. The record is from RefSeq and is a predicted model, not a curated record.
UGAUUGGACAUUUAUAUACCAGAAAUAAAGCCCAUUUCUUCAGUUGACCAAGUUCACUCGACAACGCAAUCAUGAAGAACUCUGGCAAGCUGAGAGGCAAAACCCUGUUCAUUACCGGCGCAUCUCGUGGAAUCGGCAAGGCGAUAGCCCUGAAGGCAGCUCGCGAUGGGGCGAAUAUAGUGAUCGCUGCCAAGACGGCAGAACCACAUCCCAAGCUACCUGGAACCAUCUAUACGGCGGCUGAGGAGAUCGAGCGGGCUGGAGGCCGGGCUUUAGCCUGCAUUGUCGAUGUGCGCGAUGAGAAGCAAGUCCAGCAGGCCGUGGAGGCAGCAGUGGCCAAGUUCGGAGGCAUCGAUAUCGUUAUCAACAAUGCAAGUGCCAUAUCCAUGACCCCCACACUCGACACGGAGAUGAAGCGCUAUGACCUGAUGCAGAACAUCAACACUAGGGGGACGUUUCUGGUAUCGAAAAGCUGCUUGCCGUAUCUGCUGAAGAGCGACAAUCCGCACAUACUGAACCUGUCGCCCCCGCUGAACAUGAAGCCGCAGUGGUUCGCCAAUCACGCCGCGUACACGAUCGCCAAAUACGGAAUGUCCAUGUGUGUUCUGGGAAUGUCGGAGGAGUUCCGUGACCAAGGAAUCGCCGUAAAUGCUCUGUGGCCGCGUACAACGGUUCACACGGCAGCGGUGGAGAUGCUCAGUGGCCCAGAGGGGGCUUUGUACUCCCGCAAGCCCGAGAUAAUGGCCGACGCUGCCUAUGCAAUUAUUAGCCGGGAUGCUAGGGACUACACCGGACAUUUCUUCAUUGACGAUGAUGUUUUGCUGGAUGCUGGUGUGAAGGAUCUUGCCAAAUAUGCCUGCUAUCCGGAGAAUAUACAUAAGCUGGCUACGGAUAUAUUUUUGGACGAUACAGGACCUUUUGCUAAAUUGUAAAUUGCAUGUAUUUUAUUGCCAUCGCAGGUUACAUGUUCUAUGGGAUAAAUAACAUAAAAAAGGUUUAAUUUGACUCUAA